This is a messenger RNA of Opisthorchis viverrini, 2588 nucleotides long. RefSeq lists its product as hypothetical. Gene Ontology annotation, molecular function: cAMP-dependent protein kinase activity; ATP binding. The coding region runs from base 591 to 1949 and encodes 452 amino acids. Gene Ontology annotation, biological process: signal transduction; peptidyl-serine phosphorylation. The transcript has 6 exons. The record is from RefSeq and is a predicted model, not a curated record. NCBI's taxonomy places the organism in Eukaryota, Metazoa, Platyhelminthes, Trematoda, Opisthorchiida, Opisthorchiidae. Gene Ontology annotation, cellular component: cAMP-dependent protein kinase complex.
GCGCGUUUUUCAGACGCGUUGUUUGACCCUGAAAAAGAUGCUCACCGCCCUAAUUGGGCGGACUAUAAUGUGUGUCACCUUCUCUCUCUAUACUAAUGCAUGCUUAGAAUACUUUUUGGUGUUUUGCAUCCUUCAUACAGAACGUACAAAGCCAUCAAACGGCGGGAUUACCAGGAAGUCGUGCGUCCAUAUUGUUACGCUGAAGGUAUUGAUUCCUAGGUUGUACUCGGGAUGUAUUGGGUUGUUUUCGGGUUGUUCACUACUGUGGAACUAUUUACGGAUAUGUUCUUGCAAUGGUAAGGGUGAAUGAACUUUUAGAAGUUUCAGGUUUCCGUUCUACCAUGAAAUGAAAAUUGUUUUUGUCAUCUGGCUGGUUACUCCGGCGACAUCAGGUUACAGUUUGAUAUACCGCCGACUCAUUCAUCCAGAACUGUCCAAACGAGAGAACGUAAAUCCAGUUUGCUCUUCAAACUCUUCAGGAAAUUGAUGAUGCCAUUAGUAAGGCCACCGAGAAAGGUUACACAAAGGUCGUUGAAUUUGGGGCGAAGGGUCUUAAUUAUGCUGCGAAAACGUUUAUUACUACUGCCUUGAUGGGACAGGACUUUCUAGCCGACCAACUGCGUCGGCGGAGCGCAAGCAUGUCCGACCUGAACCGCCAUAAUCAACCAUACCCUGCAGUUUCUCGUCAAAUUCGCAAUCGUCUUGGUGCUGGAGACCAACAGGACCUCGCGGGAAUGUUUAAUUCAGAUUCACGCCACCGGGCUACUAGUCUGCUCUAUCCAGGUCCUAAUUCGGUGGAAGAGGAUCCGUUCGCUCUCAACUGGCUACAACCCGGUUCGACCGGUUCGUUAGGGCGCCAUUGGCGUCCAGGUGUCACGGACACUACGGUUAAGGGCAAUGCUGCUGUGAAACCAUACGUCAGAAGCAGCCAGUUCUUGGUCCUGAGGCUUCUUGGCAAGGGGUCAUUUGGCUCUGUGUACUUGAUUCGUGACCGUCAGUCCAACGAGUUGUAUGCGCUCAAAUCGAUGAACAAGGCAAAUUUAGCUAGCCGUCGACAGACGGUGGCAGCCGAUCGCGAAAGGACUUUAUUGCAUCGUAUCAAAUCUAUGUUUAUUAUUCGGUUGUGUACCACUUUUGAAGAUUCGACUGACGUACACAUUGUUCUGGAAUACGUGGCUGGCUGUGAUCUGUUUGAAUUACUCCGCAAACACCAGCGUUUUGACGAGCCAGCUGCUCAGUUCUAUGCCGCUCAAAUCUUUAUGGCCCUAGACUAUUUGCACAGUUUAAACAUUUUGUACCGGGACUUGAAGCCAGAGAACGUGAUGCUGUGUUCGAACGGCUACGUAAAGAUGAUUGACUUUGGUCUUUCCAAAUUCGUUCCCAAGCGGACCUAUACGUUUUGCGGUACCCCUGAAUACAUCCCUCCGGAAAUGAUAAUGAAUCUUGGAUACGGUCAGUCGGCCGAUUGGUGGUCUUUCGGAGUAUUACUAUACGAAAUGUUGUCCGGAGUGACCCCGUUCUAUACAACAAAUCUACGGAUAAUGUAUGACCGGAUUGCCUGCGCACGUUAUAAAUUCGCCCCUGGGCCUUUGGUCAGUCAGGCUGCACGUGAAUUGAUUCGGAAUUUGUUAGAAGUGGACCGCUCUAAACGUUAUGGUUGUAUGUUACGUGGGGCUCUGGACAUUAAGAGACAUAGGUUUUUUGCAGAACUGGAUUGGGACUCCUUGUGUGCACUAUCUCUGAAACCACCUUAUACAAUAGAAGCUCCCAACAAUCCCGAAGGUGGUUUGAGCGGCGUGCCAGAAGAUGCAGAACAUCCGCAUGAAGAAGUUUCUCGAGAUGUGAGAAGCCAAAGACGACCAGCUAAUAUUGCCCAGGAUACCGUCCAACCAGUGACUCGACGUAACUCUACCCGCCGCAAAGAUGCCACCCAAAACCGUGUAUGCUGACGAUAUUGGUUUUUCCUCAUGCAAGCUGCCUACAAUCGUCAUGAAGUGUUCCAGAGCAGAAUUUUCUCGGUGAAUUUCGCACUUUCUUGGUCUGUCUCACCCGUCUGAGUGACCGUGAACCUACAACUGAGUCAAGAUGACCUCUCCAUCACUAUUCGCGUAUCCUCCGUCAUCCACGGUCUUUGUCAUUUUCCUUAUCCUUUUCUCAUCGUUCUCCUUUCCGUAUUCAGCAGCUGCUGCCUUUGACUGGACACAACUUCGGUUUUUCUUUCAACUACAGUACGUGCCAGUUCAUUGAUGCACAUGUGUACAGCCUAUUUUUCCUUCAAGCAGUCUGCCAUUCAUCCCCCAUCAGCAGAUGGUUUAUCCUGUUCUUCUCAACGAUUCCUUUGAUGUGCGACCUGUGUCUAUGUGACGAUUCGUUCUCAGAUCUGCCAAAGCCUCAGCAGUCUAUCCCCUAACCCAUGUAUGACAAACUGUUGUUGUCGGCUCCUCCUUAACACCAAAGCUAAACAUCCGCGCAAUAGGUAUUAUACAAACCAGGUGCCCAACAAUACACAUACCGCUUUCCCUAUUAUGUAUGUCGCUUACCCGUGUUUUAAUUGUCCAAUGUACAAAGCAAGGAGAACCCAGUCCGAU